This is a messenger RNA of Drosophila innubila, 1125 nucleotides long. RefSeq names its product FMRFamide receptor-like. Gene Ontology annotation, biological process: G protein-coupled receptor signaling pathway. Gene Ontology annotation, cellular component: membrane. Gene Ontology annotation, molecular function: G protein-coupled receptor activity. Lineage: Eukaryota; Metazoa; Arthropoda; Insecta; Diptera; Drosophilidae. The record is from RefSeq and is a predicted model, not a curated record. The transcript has a single exon.
AUGAAUAAAAGCGACAGCUCACCGAUCAGUAACGAUCAUUUGCACUUCCAACAGUUGAUAUACGCUUAUGCAUUGCAUUAUCAACUUGCGGACUCCUUAAACAACAGCUUGAGUAACUGUGCUGAUUUCAUUUAUUUUAAUUGGACGAAGACGUAUGAGGAAUACGAUCAUGACUUGGAUAUCAUCAAGUUUUGGGUAUACGGCGUCUUACUGAAUAUAAUUGGCGUCAUCGGGGUUCUGGGCAACGUCAUAUCCAUGAUUAUACUCUCCCGCCCGCAAAUGAGAUCAAGUUUUCACUUUUUGCUUUUGGGCUUGGCACUCUGCGACACAAUUUUUAUUACUUCUGCCAUCCUGGUGCUUGGCAUACCUUCGAUAUACCCGUAUACGGGUCACUUAUUCUGGUAUUAUAACUAUGUGUAUCCGUUCAUUUAUCCUAUAAUGAUUCCCAUAGUCAUGACUGCCCAGACGGCGAGUAUCUACAUUAUUUUAAUGUUGACUGUGGAACGCUAUGUGUCGGUCUGUCAUCCGCUUUGAGUACGUGCUCUCUGCACCUAUAGGCGGGCCAAGAUCUCUUUUACUGUCUGUGUCUGCUUUGCCUUCUUCUACAAUAUUCCACGAUUUUGGGAGACUCAUACGGUGACGUAUCAAGUGCCCAACACGACAAUUGUUCUACAUUGUGUGAGGCCGUCGACAAUGAGAAUGGAUCUAACGUACGUUAAAAUCUAUAUAAACUGGUGCUAUCUGAUUGUGAACUAUAUAAUACCCUUUCUCAUGAUGGUCAUACUUAAUUGGCUGAUCUACAGGCAGGUGAAGCGGGCAAAUCGGGAACGACAACGCUUGUCGAGAUCGAAAACACUAGAAAAUAGAUUGACAACGAUGCUGUUGGGUGCAGUUCUAUACUUACUGUUAAACUUUUUGACUUUCGUGUUGAACAUCUGUGAGGCAUUCUACAUUGUGAUCGAUUAUAAGGUGCUACCGGUGUCCAAUCUUUUCGUCGUUGUGAACAACAGCGUCAACUUUCUAAUUUACAUCAUCUUUGGCGAAAAGUUUAGGCGCAUCUUUUUACUCUUUUUUUCAAAAGACGCGACACGACGUCGACAGAGAAGCUUCCGAAUAAUACGCUAA